AUGUUUGUAUAUAGAUAUACAAGUACGUUUUAUUUAACAUUUAUCCAUGGUAUUUCGCCAGAAGCAGAACAUUUAUUUGAUUUACCAAAUCAAUGGCCCUCUUAUUGUGGCAAUGCAAAUACAGGUUUUAAUGUAGAUCCUAUGCAUGGAUUUGUAGUAACUCCAGAUGGUCAAGAUCAUUUUUCAUUGAAAUUAAACACACCACCAAUUCGUUCACUUGGUAAUCAAGUGACAGUUGAGUUUAAAGUACAACCAAAUUGGUAUUACAAUGGUACACGAUGUGCUCAAUUUAAUUCAAUUAUUUUCGAUAAAGAAAAUUGGAACAAACCACAACAAGUUGAUAUGUCUUUUGGUGAUUAUGGUUGUUGCACAUAUGCAAUUACUGCAAAUGGUGGUGGAUAUGAAUGGCAAUAUCAAGUACAAACAUUUGUUGUUUAUGCAUGUGAUGGACAAGCUGGAUAUGGCUGCAAAGGCAAAGAACCAUGUGGAGCCUGA
Rotaria sp. Silwood1 is the source of this 495-nucleotide messenger RNA. NCBI's taxonomy places the organism in Eukaryota, Metazoa, Rotifera, Eurotatoria, Philodinida, Philodinidae. The record is from the annotation of a GenBank genome assembly.